UGAAAAAAGUCAGCCAUUUAUUCUGAAAAAGUGGGGAAGGGAAAAAAGGUGAAUACAUGUCAAAUAUUUCAAGGCUGCAGUGUGAUGAUUCCGAUUUUAAUAAACGUGAAAACUUUUGCCACAAUUUAUAAGUUUUGACGGAGCGCCGGACACCGUGUCCUUGUGUUUAUUGUAUGACAGCGUUCGGAAGAGGUUUAUUUGCAAGGUUGUGCUAAUCAAAACAAAGGUGUUUGGACAUGGGUUAUUAUUGUACUGUACCACAAUGUACAUCGCUCGCCGGCAAAACGAAGAAUGUGAAAUUCCACCGUUUCCCCCGCGACGAGACAAUGGCAGACAAAUGGAAUAUAAUAUUGAAGCGUGGAAAGCCGUAUACCAAAUACUCGAAAGUAUGCAGUCUGCAUUUUACACAGGCCGAUUAUAACGUCACUGCAAUGGGUAAGAAUAAAGGGCAAUGGAAGACAUUAAGCAAAGACGCAGUACCAAGCCAGAACCUGCCCAAACUGAACCCAGACGGCACAGUCAUGGUUAUUAGGAAGAGUCGCACGGUCAAAUACAAGGAGGCAAAGAAAGAUGAUAGUGUGUGCGAAAAAGAAAGAUGGACGUCAAUGAUACACACGCAGACGCCGCUCGCUUUUUCCCAGGAAAAAGGCAACAUUGUCGACUCACAGAAUUCCAUUCUGGCCUACCGUCUACAAGGCCUCAACGCAAUAGUGGAAACCAUAGCCCAACCACCGUCCACUGUAGAAAAACCCAAAAAACAAGACGCAAUCAUGCAAACAGACCCCCUAACAGACGACGAAAAUCCCAUCAAUUUCGAUACAGACAAAUACGAGGUGUAUCCGAACGAAUACAUGAAAAACAACAAAGAUUACAUGCCGCAAACGAACGAGGAAUACAAUAAAGAGGCGGAAAAAUACGCUUUGGAACGGAAAAACUUCGAUAAAAUGGAAUACCAGAAGAAUAUGGAAUAUCAAAAGAACAUGGAAUACGAAAAAACGGAGAGGAUGGAAAUGCAAAAAAAAUUGGAAAUCCAGAAAAAUUUGGAAAUCCAGAAAAAUUUGGAAAUCCAGAAAAAUUUGGAAUACCAAAAGAAUUUGGAAUACCAGAAGCAGGAUAGAAUGGAAAUUCCGAACAAUUUGGAAUAUCAAAAGCCGGAAAAGAUGGAAUACAAAUGCGGAGAAUACCAAAAGACACAGAAUGUACAAUACGAAAAAGAUAGCUUUGAAAAAAACAAUUCGUAUGACAAAACGCUAGAACUAAAUAAGGAUGGAAUGCAAAAAAACAUGGGGAUGAAAGGGAUGGAAUACCAGAAAGUCGAAUAUGACUAUUACUAUCAGGAUAGCGUAGAAAUGUUAAGGAACCAACAACAGAAUCUGCAAUUGCUGCAAGAUCAACACAGGACCAAUGAGAAUCAGAAUUUCUUCGACGAGAAUCAUAUAAAGAGAGAGAUUGAUUUUCCCAAUGAGGACGAGAAAUUUGUGUUUGAACGGAGUAAGGAGACGGGUGGUCAAACGCUAUACGACGAACAGAGGAGGCUCAUAGAGCAACAGAGACUCGUCGAAGAUAUGUCGCAAACGGUAAAACAAGAGCCGGACGUUGUUAAUAAUAAUGGUCACGAAAUAAUGCAUUCGCAGAACAGUCCAUACUUCACGGGCGAACAAAAUAAUGUCAAUGAUGGCGCAUACGGCAGACCCGGUCCCGAGCUGCUGAUAGCCAAACAAAACGCGCUAGCCGCGCACACACAGCUGUGGCAGAACACAAUGAAGAGGCCAUUUUUCUACAGUGACACCAACCACUACCCGGCGCCGCAUGCGUUACAUAGAUAUGAGGAUAUAACAAGAAUCCUCCAAUGAGAGUCAUUCCGUUUUGAAUAUAUUAGAUUUAACAUACAUUUUAUUAGGGCGGUUGAAUAAUUUCUUUUGCCGAUUUAAAUCAUGAUUUUUUUCUCUUUAUAGAUACGAAUUUUGAUUAUGAAAAACAGAUAUAUUUAAUUGUUUACUUUUGAAAUUAAACGGUUUUCAAAGGUGGUUGUUUUAAAGAAAUCGCGCUUUAAAAUACGUCAAUUUAAAUACAUGUAUUUUGAUUUUUUUACAAUUGAACAAAAAUAUUGUUAUAUUUUUUUAAAGAAUUAACACGAAUAUCUUUAUUUAUUGUCUGCAAGAUAAAAAAUCGGGAAAAUUUAUCUUUAUUUUUAUGUCACAAUAAAUACACAACUGAGUUUUGCGUAAAAAAUUAAUAUUUUUUUGUAAUUUUAAACAAAAAAUCGGUAAAUACUUGUUUUCUACCGCCCUAAUAUCAAUUAACAAUAUAUUAUUAUCUCUCGCAAUGACAAAUCUCUAUGGUAGUUUUUAUUUCGUGUGAUAUAUUAUACUUUGGAUAGAUUGUAAAUAUAUUUGGGAUCAAUUUGUAUGUUCGGUCGCGGCCGGAAAUGAUGGACCGAUAGUGAUGCGAUUUCGAAAAAAAAAUCUAUUUUUCUUUAAAUUCCUAUUUUUUGUCGUCUAUCGAGGGCCUAAUAAUUUGAUUAUAUAAAUAAACUUAAAAUAUAUUUCGUAUCUUUCUGGCCGCGACCAUAACUUAAAAAUCAUGGAUAUAGUUUUUUUAUUUAUAUUAUUUUCUGUUUCGUUAAAUGACGUAUAUUAUGAAAUUAUCAAUAAUCACGCUAUCUCGCUCUAACAUAUGAACAUCACCGUUAGAGACAGGGACAACAUAAUUUUAGUCACUAGGUAAGUUAUUUUGGCAACUAUUAAAAUUAUGUAAGAAAAAUUUGGAGGUACAUUUAUUUGCGUAAAAUUAAGGGGUUUUUUAUUUAUGUAAAGGUGAACGUAUUUGAUGUCCCACUCUAACGAAUCGAAUUUUUAUGUGUAAGAGAGAGAUGGCAUGAUUUCUCACAUACCUAUCUAUACAGAUUUUUAAUGUGUGUAUAUUUUUUUAAUUUUAAUUUUUAUUGGCAUAAUAAUAAAUGGACGAACGGGAUUAACUAUAUUUUACAAGAGUAUUGUGUUUUCUAAUAAUAAUUGUUUCUAAGAGCUAGCGCACAAGAGCAACUUUAUCCGCAACUAUUUAGUCUCUCCCAUCAACUCUAUGGGGAGUUGCGUCGCUACGUGCGCGCACUUUCUUACUAGGCCAUAGAGUUGAUGGGAGAGACUAAAUAGUUGCGGAUACAAAAGUUGCUCUUGCGCGCUAGCUCUAAAAGUUCCGUUUAAAUCAUAAAGGCUGAUUUGCAAGUUGAAAAAUAAAGUUUUUAAUUUUUCUUUGUGUAAAAAACAGUUACAAUUCCAUAGUGUUCUUCUUAGUUUUUUAAUUAAAACUUCAAGAAUUAAAUAGAGUUAAUAAUACAUGUAAUUCUUUUAUCAUUAUGUCCAUUUAUUAUUAUGCCAAAAAAACAACGGGGCAAUAUUUUGGCGGCAAUUUGACAUUGACAGCUAUCAGUGUCAAAAAAGAAUGAAUAUUAUAUCGUGCACAGAUUAAAAAUUAUUCGUUUACACGCAUUGUAAUAAUAUAUAUUAUAUUUUUGUUUUUCUUUUUGUUUGUUAAUCUUGAAUUAUUUUGUCGUUUAAGUAUAGUUACCAUUAUCAAUAGAAUUAAGGUUUAUCUAACAUCAUUUUUGGCACAGCAUUAUUAAUGACACAUAAUUUUCAUCGGAAAAGAUGUUAUAAAGAUCUAUAAGAUGAGAUACUUUUGAAUUGAAACUUCUAUAGGCGCAUUGAGAGUAAAAUUUCAUGAUCGUGUCAUGGCAUUACCGUCACGUCAUGGAGUAGAGCGACGCUUUUGGUAUCUUUAAAUCUUGCCAAAGAAGUUUUACUUCUGACACGUGUGCUCGGCACACACACUCUUUUUUUAAAGGUUCUUUUUCGUAUCUUUGAUAUUGUGCACAUCGAAUAGUGCUGUGCCGAUAGUGAUGCGACUUGUAAAUCGGAAGGUUUAGUGCGGAGCUAGUGGUGGUGAUAUUUUAUCGAAUUUACGUGAAAAUCGUAAUAAUAUAAUGUAAAAAAUAAUAUUUAGAUUUAAGUAAUUUUUACGUUGUCACAAGUGAAGUCAAAAUUUUGUAUGGAAAUCUUGCCAAAGUUUAGCUGCGUUAUAACAUUUUCGGAUUUUGUUUUUUGUUUUAUUUUAUGUAUAUGCAAUUUUAUAUGGCGCUAUCUAUUUUCAAUUAUUUAUAUUAUUUAUGACAUUAUUUAAAUGGAACAUUUUUUUUUACACAGGGUGUCC
Colias croceus (clouded yellow) is the source of this 4209-nucleotide messenger RNA. RefSeq lists its product as uncharacterized. The coding region runs from base 237 to 1853 and encodes 538 amino acids. Gene Ontology annotation, molecular function: sequence-specific DNA binding. The record is from RefSeq and is a predicted model, not a curated record. NCBI's taxonomy places the organism in Eukaryota, Metazoa, Arthropoda, Insecta, Lepidoptera, Pieridae. The transcript is spliced from 9 exons.